AUGAGUGAAUUCCAUAAUGUUGUUGAUGUAGAUGAACAUGGAAUCUUAAACAAUCAUUCAACAGAUGAAAGGAAUGACAUGGUUGAUAAUGAGUUGGAAGUUAUUAUGACUGAUGAUUAUCAAUUUGCAAGAUUUCAUGGAGAUAAUAGGAAGAGACUGCUAAAAGAGUUGAGUAUUUUGAGUAGAUGCUCACAUGGAGAGGCUCAUAUAAAACCAUUUCAGAUUGGCCAGGUCUUCAAAACCAAGCUUGAUGUUAAAAACUUCAUGAACUCACAUGUUAUAGAAACAAGGAGGUAUCUAUACCUAGCAAAAGAUGACAAAAUUAGGAUUAGGGUGAAAUGUAAAGGUGUUGUAAGUAAGCCAUCUAAAGCAGUUGAUGGUAGUGGGCCCUCAACUAGAAGUAGGGAAAAGUGA
Molecule: messenger RNA, 414 nt
Organism: Lactuca saligna
Lineage: Eukaryota; Viridiplantae; Streptophyta; Magnoliopsida; Asterales; Asteraceae
Source: the annotation of a GenBank genome assembly